Orbilia oligospora ATCC 24927 is the source of this 1314-nucleotide messenger RNA. RefSeq lists its product as uncharacterized. The record is from RefSeq and is a predicted model, not a curated record. Lineage: Eukaryota; Fungi; Ascomycota; Orbiliomycetes; Orbiliales; Orbiliaceae. Bases 1 to 1314 code for a protein of 437 amino acids. Gene Ontology annotation, cellular component: U2-type spliceosomal complex. Gene Ontology annotation, biological process: mRNA splicing, via spliceosome. The transcript has a single exon.
AUGGGUGGCGACCUCAACCUUAAAAAAUCAUGGCAUCCAAACCUCCUCAAAAACCAAGAGCGAGUCUACGAGGAGGAGAUGAAAGCUCUCAAAGAGCGUAAACUUAUUGAACAAAUGCGCAAAGAGAGGGCCGAAGAACGUCAACUACAAGAUCUCCAAGAAAUCCAAGAAGCAGCUGGUGGCAAGAAACGACCCGACCGUGUGGAUUGGAUGUAUGGCGGCCCCUCCUCCGGUGAGAAUGGCCCCGUUACUGAAGAACUCGAGGGUUACCUGUUAGGGAAGAGAAGAGUAGACCAGAUCCUGAAAGGGAAGGAAGAAGAGGAGACUUCGGCUUUGAAGAAAGAUGCUGGGGAGGGUAGUUUUAUGGCCGUGCAGAAUGCGAACACAGUUAGGGACACGGCGAAUAAGAUUAGGGAGGAUCCUAUGUUGGCGAUUAAGAAGAGGGAGCAGGCGGCUUUGGAAGCAGCGAUGAAUGAUCCAAGUGUUAGAAGAAUGAUGCUGAAGGAGUCUGGUGCGGAUGGGAAGAAGGACAAGGAGAAGGAUCGCCACCGAGACAGAGACAGGGAAAGGGAUAGGGAUAGGGACCGCAAGCAUAGAUCCUCGAGACACGAUGAAGAUCGACACCGACAUAGGGACAGGGAUAGGAGCCGCGACCGAAAACACCACAGAUCCCAUCGAGACGACGAACACCAUAAAUCUUCACAUCGGGACCGGGACCGUAACCGUGAUCGUGGCCGGGAUGAUGAAGACCGACACAAAAGCAGUCGACACCAUCGCCGCAGCUCGAGGUCUCGCUCCCCCCGUCGACGUGAUGAGAAGAAGGCUCGUUCACGCUCCCCACGGCCAUCGAGAGAUGAAAAGCGCUCCCGUUCUCCAAGAAAGUCUCGUGAGGAACGUCACCAAUCUGGAAGCCACUCGCCGAUUCAUCACUCCAGGACGGCUUCUCCGGUCCCAUACAAGCAGCAGCGUGAACGCUCGCCACCGAACUACGCACGCCGAAACAAUGAUCGCCGUCCGGCCCCAACAUCCAAACCUAGUCAGGCAGACGAUGAUAGGGCUGCCAGACUCGCUGCAAUGCAAGCCGAUGCAACCGAUCUCGAUGAAGCCCGCAAUCGCCGUCUAGCCGCCUUGGCUGAACGUGAUCGCCAGGAUAAAGAACAGGAUGAUUCAGCCAGACGAAGUAACGCCAAAUGGGGCGGAAAGGGUUCGUUCAUUUCCGGGUUGAAUCAACAUGCUGGAAACCUCGAUCUAGCCGAGCGGGUUAGACGUAGCAAGGGAAGCAGGAAUUUUGUUCGAGUUGGCGGAGAUGAUUGA